Messenger RNA from Otolemur garnettii (small-eared galago), 889 nucleotides. It is a transcript of the gene TPRKB, whose product is annotated as TP53RK binding protein. The transcript is spliced from 5 exons. Gene Ontology annotation, biological process: tRNA threonylcarbamoyladenosine modification; telomere maintenance via recombination. Lineage: Eukaryota; Metazoa; Chordata; Mammalia; Primates; Galagidae. Bases 278 to 805 code for a protein of 175 amino acids. Gene Ontology annotation, cellular component: cytosol; nucleus; EKC/KEOPS complex. The record is from RefSeq and is a predicted model, not a curated record.
CCUCAGACAAGAUGUCUCCUGUUCUUUUUCGCGUCCGCACGGGAUUUCGGCUUGGGAAAAAGUGCCAGUGUAGGAGUAAGCGCGACAACGGCCGGAUUCUACCCUCCUGCCUGUAAGCCGAGAGAAACCGAGACCUCACGCUUCCCUACGCGGAGACGGACUCGGGGAGGGCGAGGAUAAGGCACCAAUUCCGGAAUUUGAGGGCUUUGUUUCCGAGGGGGAGUGUUACGGAGACGCACCGAGGCCCGGGAGGCGUAGAAUCCUGCUUAUCCACGAAAUGCAGUUAACACAUCAGCUGGACCUGUUUCCCGAAUGCAGGGUGACACUUUUAUUAUUUAAAGAUGUGAAAAAUGCAGGAGAUUUGAGGAAAAAGGCCAUGGAAGGCACCAUUGAUGGUGCACUGAUAAAUCCAACAGUGAUUGUCGAUCCAUUUCAGAUACUUGUGGCAGCAAACAAAGCAGUUCACCUCUACAAACUGGGAAAAAUGAAGACAAGAACUCUGUCUACUGAAAUUAUUUUCAACCUUUCCCCAAAUAACAAUAUUUCAGAGGCUUUGAAAAAAUUUGGUAUCUCAGCCAAUGAUACCUCAAUUCUAAUUGCUUACAUUGAAGAGGGAGAAAAACAAGUAAAUCAAGAAUACCUAAUAUCCCAAGUAGAAGGUCAUCGGAUUUCUCUGAGAGAUCUUCCUGAAAUAACAAAUAUUACAGAAGUUAAAAAGAUAUAUAAACUUUCAUCACAAGAAGAAUAUAUUGGAACAUUAAUGGAUAGUAUCAUUUGUAGAAUGUCAACAAAAGACGUUUUGUGAAAUGGAAAUAAUAACAGGAUUAAAUUUCAGCAUUGAACCAUUAAUUUUAUUUGUAUAUAGUUAGAAUAAAAAUUGCAAACACUU